Molecule: messenger RNA, 2194 nt
Organism: Truncatella angustata
Lineage: Eukaryota; Fungi; Ascomycota; Sordariomycetes; Amphisphaeriales; Sporocadaceae
Exons: 4
Coding region: 1-2040 (679 amino acids)
Source: RefSeq, a predicted model, not a curated record
AUGGCACGUCAGUCACAACAAGCACCCGAGCACGACCCAAACGAAGACAUUAACUUGACGGAUUUCGAUGUAUCCGACCAGCUAUAUUGGCCUGGUGAUGGCUUUCCUGCUGCCGCCGUCCCAUACGACGCUGGGCAAGCGGACUAUAACCUCGGCAGCGCCAACCAACAGCACCAACCGCAACGACAGGAUCAACAGCCUUUUCCAAUGAGCCCUUGGAGCUUUGAGGAUGGUCCGUGGCCGAUACAAUAUGUCGACGACACGGAGACAGCGGAGGGAUCCUUUAGUAAAUUUCUUCAGGAUGCUUACGACAUCAACGGUGAGCAUGGUUUCGGUAUAGAGCAAUGUCAUGCUCCACCGACAGGAUUCCCUAAUCCUCAGGCGGACAUGCUGACACCAGAGUCAAUGCCGAGUGUCAAGGCGUACGAGGCUAUUGAUGAGCAAGACCGCAGUGCUAGAGUCAACGAGGGUAUGUCACACCCGGGUCACCGGGCCUCGAAACACCCCACCAGGCACUCACCAACACUGCUGCCUCGAGAGAAGAGUAUUGUGCAGUCUGGAGCAGGCCAAGGCCAGCGUCCCACUGGCUCACAAGGUCCAGCGGCGCGGCAGCAGCAGCAGCAGCAACGACAACGACAAGACGUACGGGAAUUUGAACAGCACCGACGGCAGCACAAGGAACUAUGGGAUUACGCAAUUGAAGUUGUUCCUGCAGAUCCUGACGAUUCCAGCGUACUCGACCACAUCGUCGCCGUCCACGAACAACUGGCCCAGCGAUCCUUUGGCGACUACCGCUUCGAAGUUGCCACUUCCACCCACUUCGGCCGCCCUCACCAAGCCCGCGUCCGUCGCUACAUCCUGCCGGACCGCCUGCGACGAGACGAUCGGGCCCGCAUGCAGUUCAUGCAGGUCUUCAACAGUAGCCGAAGUCACAACUCCAAGCUCCAAGGCUAUGAGUUCAAGAUGGUCCAGGUCUUCGAGCCGCGCCAGUUCCACACUCCCAACGACGACUACCAGGCAAUAGCCGGCCUCGGUGAUGACGACGACCGUGUUGGUGUAGACAGUCUACCCCAGUUCGGCGACAACGACAUCACCGACCUCGCAGCAUACGCCGGCCCUGCUCCCCCGCCCUUCCCCUCGCCCGAGCCUCACCAUGACCUGCAUCUCCCACCCCUCCCGCCGGUCCCCGAACAGCCUACCGCCUUGCCUACCCCGAAGGACGAUCUCGACAUUCACACCACCCAGCGUAGCAAGCCUAUCCCCAAGCCUGAUCGGCAGGUCCGGAAGAACGCCCGCGGCAAAUAUGAGUGCACCUGGGAUGCAUGCGACGAGAAGGACAGGGAGUUCAACAGAAAGUGCGAGUGGAACAAGCACAUGGACAAACAUGAGCGACCCUACAAGUGCCAAGUCGAAGGAUGUGAGAAGCUCGCCGGUUUCACAUACAGCGGCGGUCUGCUGCGUCACGAACGCGAAGUUCACAGCAAGCACGGCGGUCCGAGAAACCCCCUGAACUGCCCCCAUGUCACGUGUAAGAGACAUAACGGCAAGGGUUUCUCGCGUCUGGAAAACCUCAACGAGCAUCUACGACGAGUCCACACCCAUCCUGUUCCUGGCGUAUCCGGCGACGAUACUGCUGAAGAUGGCGAUAGCGUCGCAGCUUCAGAGUCGGGCCAAGUACUCCCCCAGCAGAUCCUGUUCCCCCACCAGCCCCAGCAGACCCAGCCUUCCCCGCAGGUGCUCACAGUCACCCCUCAAAAGCGUCCCCUCGACGUUGACGAGGAUACCGAUAUUCAGUCCGAAGUGAAGCGCUUGCGCCAGUCUGAACAACACCUCAAAGUCCUCAACGAAGAGCUGGCACGUCAGCUUACAGCCCAGCAACAGCAAGCCGAGCAAAAUUCUGCAAAUCUCAAGCAGGAACUCGAGGCCCAGAAACGUCAUAUGGCAGUCAUGAUGGCUGAACUGGCAAACAUGCGACAGCAAGUCAUGGACUCGGAGCAGCAAACCCAGGCCGAGUCCCUUCUCACCGACGCCUUCACCUAGUAGUCGACGGUAUUUUGUUGGCCGUGGCUCUCGAUUUUUUGUUUUCCUAUUUUCUUCCUUCCUCUCCUGUUCUUGGUUUUGACGAAGAUACCCCACUCGCGUUUUUUCUGGUUUCCCCCAUUCUCAUGGUACGACAUGCAUAGAGCGGCGUUCU